Drosophila willistoni is the source of this 1442-nucleotide messenger RNA. RefSeq lists its product as uncharacterized. Bases 27 to 1385 code for a protein of 452 amino acids. Lineage: Eukaryota; Metazoa; Arthropoda; Insecta; Diptera; Drosophilidae. The record is from RefSeq and is a predicted model, not a curated record. The transcript has a single exon.
UCAGAGUUGAAGUUGAAGAAAGAACCAUGCAGGGUUCGAUGAAUCUUCUAGUGACACUUCUCGUACUCCUGGCUCCACAAGGAGUCUGGUUGCACAACAUCAUCAGGGAUAGUCGACUGUUGGCCAUAUUUAAUGGUACGGCCCCAGCAUUGGAUGUCCUAAUGCAUAUUGAAACGUCUGUGGGUAGAAGGAGUCCAGCAGGAGCAGCAACAGCAGCUGAUGAUUCAUUGCCAACUAACGAUCUGGAGACCAUAAUACGUUCCGAGGUGGCUGGCGAUUGGCAACGUGGGCAAUUGAUUUUGUCCUUAACUAAUCGGGCUAAAACUGAUGAACUAAAGCUAGCCAUCUACGAGGCAUUGUGGCAAGAAUUGCAGCAAACUAAACAAAUCUAUAAUCCUUUGAGAAUUCUAGAUUUUUACACCCAACUAAAGGAUCAUAACGAUGUGCCAUCGAAUUUGCUUGAUACGGUCUAUUCGACAUUCAUUGAGCGUAGCACACAAUUAUUGGCGGCACCUUUUCAUACAUCCAGUCGUACGGCGAAUUUUCCUUUAGUUGAUAACUUGCUACAACGUUUGACAUUUAGUAAAUUGGAUUAUCUACGCGAUAUCUUUGAUCUACUCUACGAUAUCGUUUUGGCAUUGGAAUCUCCCGAAAGUGUGGCUCAGCGUUUGGGUAAUUUUACAGCAAAUCUAACACAAUUGACUUUGGCCAAUUUGCAAUUGCUUAAGAGGCCAGAGAUAGCAAAUGCAACAGAUGCCAAGAAAUGUAUACAGGAUAAUAUUCAAAAAUUGCUGGAAGAAACGAAUUUCGAGACCAAAGUCGAAAUAUCAUUGCGUCAGGAGCUCUAUCAACAUAUUUCGGAAGAUGAGCGCAUUUUCUAUAGCUCUCAAAAGAUAUGUCUACGGAAUGUGACGCAACCAAAUUCAUAUAUAUAUGAAUGUCCGACAACUUAUUUGAUCUGCAGCAGUAAUGCCAGUGAUCCCAAGAGGGCAGCAUAUAGCAUACAGCGAAGUAUUCAAAAUAAUUCAGCCGGUUUGCAAUUUGCCUUUUUUAAUGCAUUUUGGAACAAUCGUUAUAUAGUAAUGGAAUCAGUUCCAGUAACCGCUGUAGCCCAGAAUUUAAAUACUACUUCCUUGGCCACACAGCGCGAUGUCAUUUUUAAGAACGUCUAUAGCAAGAGCAACAUUUAUUGGUGGCAUGUGGUCUUUGAAAAUGAUGGUGUGGUUCUAUAUGAUUCCUCGAAUCGUACUUCGGUUCUAUGUGGCGGUGAUCCAUCACAUUGGGAUGGUAUUGAGCAUCAUGUUUAUACCAGAAAUGGGACCGAUUAUCAAAGAUAUCGCAAUGAGUGCACUUGGAAAGUGGAGAAUUGCAGUGAUACAGCAUAGAUAAACUAUAUUUAAAUGAAAAUAAAACUUAAACUUAUAUUAUGAAGCAUUUGAAAA